Owenia fusiformis is the source of this 722-nucleotide messenger RNA. The record is from the annotation of a GenBank genome assembly. NCBI's taxonomy places the organism in Eukaryota, Metazoa, Annelida, Polychaeta, Sabellida, Oweniidae.
AUGUUCUCACAGAUACCGUAUGAUUUUAGCUUAUGGAGAAAAUCGGGCAAUGAUGGAAACGUGCGAUUUUCCAAGGCCAACAAUGCAACAAAUUCGAAACAGGAAGAUAAACUAAAGAAGUUUUUCUCGAAGAUAGGUCAAUGUAUGGGUCAUGACGUUGACAAAAUCAGCGUCUUAUUAGAUAUCAAUAUUGAUAACAUUAAACAGAGCCACCCACAUAAUGCUGAACGGUGGGGAUAUGAGGUGCUGGUGCGUUGGAGUAAAAAGCAACCAGAAUAUGGAAAAGACAGCCAGGCAAUGAUGAAUCGUCUUGAGGUUAAACUCAAGGAAGCUGAAAGAAAUGAUCUCGCUAACAAAGUUGUCAGAUUCGUCCGUGGACUAAAUGACAGUUCCCCCGAAGCAAAUGCUUCAACCAGUGACACUGAUGCAGCGCAGCGAGAACCUCCUGAAAAUACGAACGGUGGGCCACCUGGUACACCAAUAGACAAUCACACAGAAUCCGCUGGCUUCGGAGUGGUCAACUUGAGUUAUUUACAAGCUGCAAGGAGCCUAUCGUCGGAGGGCAGUGAUACUGAUGAAGUGCAGCAAGAACCUCCACAAGAUACGAACAUUGACUCACCUAGUUAAUCAAUAGACAAUCCUAUAGCAUCAUCUGGUUUGGCAGAGGUCAACUUGAGUUUAUCAGGAUCUGAAGGAAUGUCAACAGACUGAAGAGUCAUCUC